This is a messenger RNA of Oldenlandia corymbosa var. corymbosa, 1872 nucleotides long. The record is from the annotation of a GenBank genome assembly. NCBI's taxonomy places the organism in Eukaryota, Viridiplantae, Streptophyta, Magnoliopsida, Gentianales, Rubiaceae.
AUGGAGUCUGCACAAAUGGAGCAGAGUCUACACCCGGGCAACGAGUCAGACCGCGACGAAGUUCAUAAUCAAAGUAUAGUAGUUCCUGUCAACCUCAUUGCAACAACAGAUGGCUUCGAAAAGAAAGAUCAUUCAUGGUUUGUUACCUCUCAGAUUCCAACAGAUCUAUCGAUCCAAGUUGAAGACAUUACCUUCUACGUUCACAAGUAUCCUUUGGCGGCACGGUGCGGCUACCUUAGUCCGAUUGAACUUCAGCAACCAAAUCCCAAUCUAGGUUGUGAUCUUAAAUUAGAAAACUUCCCUGGCGGCUCAGAAGCAUUUGAAACUGUUCUGAAAUUUUGUUAUGGGUUGCCGAUAGGCUUAAACCCACACAAUGUAGCCGCACUAAGAUGUGCUUCAGAAUUUCUGGAAAUGACUGAAGACCUAGAAGAUGGAAACCUCAUCUCCAAGACUGAAGCAUUCUUUACGUUUGUGGUUCUUUCUUCCUGGAUGGAUUCCAUCAUCGUCCUCAACUCAUGUCAAAACCUAUCUCCAUGGGCUGAAAACCUUCAGAUUGUCCGAAGAUGCUGCGACUCAAUUUCUUGGAAGGCUAGUCAAGAAAACUCAGCUACUGGGGAAAACAUUGGUGAAGAUGAGUGGUGGUUUGAGGAUGUGGCUACAGUUCGAAUUGAUCAUUUUACAAGAAUAAUUGUAGCCCUCAAGGCCAAAGGAAUGAAUCCAGAAAUAAUAGGUUCUUGUAUCAUGCGAUAUGCAGAGAAGUGGUUGCCAAGCAUGGAUCUAGGCAAGGAAGGUAUUCGGCGACAUGGCUGCUGGCAAAGUGGGUUGCACUGGAGUAUAACAAGCGGCAGCAGCCAAGAAGGUGCAAUAGGAAAAAGCAAGGAGUACAGAAUGAUCAUAGAGAACCUAGUAAGUGUACUUCCGCCUCAAAAAGAAGCUGUUACUUGUAAAUUCCUUCUAUGGAUGUUGAAGAUGGCCUUGGUAUUUUCCACAUCGCAAGCUUUAAUUUCGGAGCUUGAGAAAAGAGUUGGAAUGGUUUUGGAGAAAGCGAAUGUUAAUGACCUUUUGAUACCUACUUAUACAGUAGGAGAUCAGGGGAAGCCAGGAAACAUGACCAAUGACCAUGCAAUACAUGACACAGAUGUUGUUCAAAGGAUUCUGGAAUACUUCUUACUGUAUGAGCAACAACAGCAGCAGCAACAAGAAAAUCCAGGAACACUGACAGUCAGCAAACUCCUGGACAAUUAUCUAGCAGAAAUUGCAAAAGACCCCAAUCUCUCAAUCACAAAGUUUCAAGUCUUAGCUGAAUCCUUGCCUGGGAAUGCUCGAACAUGUCAUGAUGGCCUUUAUAGAGCCAUUGAUAUAUACCUAAAGACGCAUACUUCACUAUCAGAUCAUGACCGCAGAAGGCUAUGCAAAAUCAUGAAUAGCGAGAAGCUGUCACUCGACGCAUGCACACAUGCAGCUCAAAAUGACAGGUUGCCUCUAAGAACUGUAAUCCAGGUUUUGUUCUCAGAACAGAUAAAGAUGAGGGCAAUUAUACGAGGAAAAGAUAAAACAGCCAGUGAUGACACCCAGGAUGAAGGCGGAAAUUGGUUGUGUUCAAAGAAUGAAGUGAAUAGUCUCAGGGCAGAAUUGGAGUCAGUAAAGGCCAAAAUGACAGAGUUGCAAACAGAUUACUUUGAGUUACAGCAAGAAUAUGGAAAGCUCGGUACAAAGCAACGAAGUCUGUCAACAUGGAAAUUUGGAUGGAGCAAAAUCAAGAAGCCAUCUCUUUUCCAUAGGAAAACAGACGAGGAAGAAACGGUGGAAGGCCAAAAUGCAUCUCAUUCAGACCAUAAAACCAAGUUCAGAAGGAGGAUGUCUAUAUCUUGA